CUUCCUUCGAACUCUCUGGUGGUGAUCUGUGGUGACCUGCGUGCGUAUCACAGUGCAGUACAACUUUCCAACAUGUCUUUCGCAACGAAUGUCUUGUCCAGAGGCCUUGCUACAACUGCAUGGAGAAUGGCUGCUCUAAAUCACAUUACUGUUAUCGGUGGCGGAUCAAUGGGAUCCGGCAUAGCCCAGGUGUCAGCCCAGGCAGGUUAUAAAGUGACAAUGGUUGACCAGAAUGAUGAAAUUCUCAAUAAAUCUUGUGCUAUUAUUAAUAAGAGUUUACAAAGGGUUGUAAAAAAGAAGUUUGCAGAUGACCCAAGUAAAGGUGAAGCCUAUAUUAGUGAUAUCAUGUCAAAGAUUUCUACAACAACGGACAGUUCCAAAGCAGUGUCUAAUACAGACUUAGUCAUAGAAGCAAUUAUAGAAAAUAUGGGAAUCAAGAAGAAGUUGUUUUCAGAGUUGGACAAAGUAGCAAAAGAGAGUACAAUCUUUGCCAGUAACACGUCUUCCUUAUCAAUCUCAGAGAUGGCCAAAGUCACAAAAAGACCAGAGAAAUUUGGUGGUUUGCAUUUCUUCAAUCCGGUACCCAUGAUGAAACUUGUUGAGGUUGUACGCACGUCUAAUACAAAUGAUAACACAUUUGAUACCUUGUUUGAUUACUGUAAGAAGUUGGGUAAAGUACCAGUCAAUUGUAAGGACACGCCUGGGUUCAUUGUGAAUCGUUUGUUGGUACCUUACAUGAUGGAAGCCGUAAGGAUGGUGGAGCGAGGUGAUGCUUCCCCAAAAGACAUUGACACAGGCAUGAAACUCGGAGCUGGCUACCCUAUGGGACCAAUAGAACUAGCUGACUAUGUAGGUCUGGAUGUUUGUAAAUUUAUCUUGGAUGGUUGGCAUGAAGAAUUUCCAGAUCAUCCACUAUUUGUGCCAAGUCCGCUUCUUAAUAAAUUUGUUGAUGAAGGAAAAUUAGGCAGAAAGACCGGAGAGGGGUUUUAUAAAUAUUAGACGUGUUGUGAAUUUAAGUGCAGAAAUUCAGAUCACAGGGUAACUUCACUCCAAAUGUUAAAGUUGGUUGACUGGUUUUGCAGUGAUAUACAUUCAAAUUGAUAAAUUAUAUUUUUUCCUGGAUCUCAAAAGUAAUAUCUCACUUGAUUGGUUUAACUUGAAGAUGAAUGGAAUGUACUUUCUGAUUGGGGGAAAUAAAUUUUUUUGAUUUGAAAUUUGGUGACAAGAAAAA
This is a messenger RNA of Saccoglossus kowalevskii, 1231 nucleotides long. RefSeq names its product hydroxyacyl-coenzyme A dehydrogenase, mitochondrial-like. NCBI's taxonomy places the organism in Eukaryota, Metazoa, Hemichordata, Enteropneusta, Harrimaniidae. The record is from RefSeq and is a predicted model, not a curated record. Gene Ontology annotation, biological process: fatty acid beta-oxidation. Gene Ontology annotation, molecular function: NAD+ binding; (3S)-3-hydroxyacyl-CoA dehydrogenase (NAD+) activity. Gene Ontology annotation, cellular component: mitochondrion.